Mandrillus leucophaeus (drill) is the source of this 1386-nucleotide messenger RNA. RefSeq names its product CD164 sialomucin-like 2 (gene CD164L2). The transcript is spliced from 5 exons. Gene Ontology annotation, cellular component: cytoplasmic vesicle. The record is from RefSeq and is a predicted model, not a curated record. The coding region runs from base 1 to 522 and encodes 173 amino acids. NCBI's taxonomy places the organism in Eukaryota, Metazoa, Chordata, Mammalia, Primates, Cercopithecidae.
AUGGAGGCGUCGGGAGCCCGCGCCUUGCGGACUGCGCUCUGUGGCGGCUGUUGCUGCCUCCUACUGUGUGCCCAGCUGGCUGUGGCUGGUAAAGGAGCUCGAGGCUUUGGGCGCGGAGCCCUGAUCCGCCUGAACAUCUGGCCGGCGGUCCAGGGGGCCUGCAAACAGCUGGAGGUCUGUGAGCACUGCGUGGAGGGAGACAGAGCGCGCAAUCUCUCCGGCUGCGUGUGGGAGCAGUGCCAGCCAGAGGAGCCAGGACACUGUGUGGCUCAAGCUGAGGUGGUCAAGGAAGGUUGUUCCAUCUACAACCGCUCAGAGGCAUGUCCAGCUGCUCAUCACCACCCCACCUAUGAACCGAAGACAGUCACAACAGGAAGCCCCACAGUCCCUGAGGCCCACAGCCCUGGAUUUGACGGGGCCAGCUUUAUCGGAGGUGUCGUGCUGGUGUUGAGCCUACAGGCGGUGGCUUUCUUUGUGCUGCGCUUCCUCAAGGCCAAGGACAGCACCUACCAGACGCUGUGAGUACCUGGCCAGCAGUACCUGAGUCCCAGCUCACCUCCUGGUUCCUGCCCCACCGUUCCCCUUCAGUACCCAGGGUGCUGUCUUCUCCAUGGGCAAGCCCUCAGGACAGUGACAGCAUGCCCCACGUGAGCCGCACCCCCUUUGUCUCCUCCAGUUGCGGGGCUUUCUUUGUCAGGUGUUGGCUGGAACCAGGACUCAGCCUGGGCUGGUCUAGGAGCCCAGCUGAGCCCUCCCAUGUCUUUUCCCUUCAUGCUGCCAGCAGGGAAGAGAACCAGUAGGUGCCAGCCCAGGCAAGCCUGUGGCCUGCAUUUGUGUGGCUGUGGGCAGGAGCUGGGCCGUGUGUCUAGCUGGGUUUUGCUCUGAGAAGGGGAGCUGUGCCUGAGGCCCUCUGCGUGCUGUGUGUGCUGUGGGGCGGCUCGCCGCAGCCUGUGUUAAAGUGUUUGCUCUUCCUCUGCUGCCUCCUCUCGAGGCAGGGGGUCCUUGGCUGGCUGAGGCAGGGUCACCUCCCUGAGUGUCCUCUUUGGCCUCCGCAGAAUCUGACCCCCUUGGGCCUGCACUCCAUUCUGAGUGGAAAGGAGGAUGCAGAGGCUGGCCUCUUGGCCCCCUUGUGGGCAAGUGGGGGGGGGGUGGGUAAAACUCUGGCCACCAGUUUUUGGCUCCUGUGGGCACCAAGCAGGCUCAGUGUCUGAUGCCUGACAUCUCCUCCUGUCUUGGCCCUGGAACUUGCAGCUGAGAGCAUCCCUCAACCGCCUCGUCUCCUCCAUCACCCCUGCUGGGCCCCCUAGCCUGGCACUGGGUUGUGUGCCUGCCUCUUUCCACCAACUGGCCUGGGCACUGCCCCCAAAUAAAGGAACUCUGCACUGC